Gregarina niphandrodes is the source of this 549-nucleotide messenger RNA. RefSeq names its product transport particle (TRAPP) component. The record is from RefSeq and is a predicted model, not a curated record. Lineage: Eukaryota; Apicomplexa; Conoidasida; Eugregarinorida; Gregarinidae. Gene Ontology annotation, biological process: endoplasmic reticulum to Golgi vesicle-mediated transport. The transcript has 2 exons. Bases 1 to 549 code for a protein of 182 amino acids. Gene Ontology annotation, cellular component: TRAPPII protein complex; TRAPPI protein complex; TRAPPIII protein complex.
AUGGAGGAGAAUCAGUUGUUGGAUCACCCGUUGUCGAAGAAGCCCAGGAGUGAGAUAAGCUCUAGUUCUGUGCACUACAUGUUUGGUUCGAUCCUGCAAUACUGCAUGGCUAGUUCAAAUCCUAUGGAAAAGCAGUACGAGAUAGGACAUCGUAUCGGCAGUCGAGUACUGCUUCUUUUGACCUUCCGCGACAAGCUGAAGAGGGAGAUUAAAGUGGUUAAUAUUUUGUCUUUCAUCUCCCAGCAGUGUUGGCGCAUCCUGUUUGGUCGACAAGGCGACCUGUUCAAGUGUGGCGAUAAUCAAAACGACUAUAUGCUGACUGACCACAAGUUUAUGCUUACCAAGUACUGCCAUGAACCCCGAGGCGAUUCCUUCAUCGACUACGGGGCCUUCGCCGCGGGAAUUAUCGAAGGCAUUCUUUGUGAUGCUGAGUUUCCUGCAACGGUGACGGCACACACGUUGAAUCCAGAUCCUAAGGACCGGACGGUGACUUUCCUGAUAAAGUUUUUCCCUGAAGCUCUCAAUCGCGAAACCAAGAUGACAGGUUAA